Messenger RNA from Anisakis simplex (herring worm), 930 nucleotides. The record is from the annotation of a GenBank genome assembly. NCBI's taxonomy places the organism in Eukaryota, Metazoa, Nematoda, Chromadorea, Rhabditida, Anisakidae.
AUGGACUGUGAGGCAUCGACUGAAAAUGAACAACAAAAACAAUGUGCUGAUGGUGGUGGCAAGAAACGGAGAUCGCUGAAAGAUUUUGCGCCAUUCCAGGACGGUUAUGAAUUUGUUUUCGUCGAUCAGAAGCAUUACGAAGCCGUCGGUGAGGCUGUCACCGAACAACUUUAUCAAAUCCUGCAAGAACCGCCAUACAGCCUAUGCAAAACCUACAUUGGUGAUCCAAAUGAAGAUACAAAUAAAAGGUGUUUUGUAUUUCAUUCGGAAGAUUUCUUGACGAAUAAACAUUUGGUCGUGUUGAUUCACGGAAGUGGAGUGGUUCGCGCAGGCCAAUGGUCCAGAAGAUUGAUAAUGAACGAGAGCUUGGAUCGUGGUGCUCAGUUACCGUAUGUACGUGAAUGUAUGGAACGCGGAUGGGCAGUUCUUCUGAUGAAUACGAAUCUGAAUAAAUUUGUUGAUGAAAAAGGCGAAGAGAAACCAUUAAAUGCUAGUGAAACACCAGUGCAACAUGGUCUGAGCGUUUGGAAGGAACUGAUUUCAAAAUCGAGUGCUGAAUAUAUCGCAGUUGUGGCGCAUAGUGCUGGAGGCUUCGUUAUCUCAACUAUCAUGGAAGAGCCAGCUUGUUGGCCGUCACGUGAUCUCGAAGAAGGUUCACGUCGUGUUCGAUGUAUUUGCUUAACGGAUUCAUUCUUCAAGGUGCGAGCCUUUGAGGAGAAUCCCGAGAAGAGGAGACCUCAUGUAAGACAUUGGAUUGCAAGUCCGAUCGAUAAGGUCGGUCAGAUGAUUGGAACGUCGAAAAACGACACCAGAUGUGACCCGUAUGUGGAGUGUGUUGCAUCCGGAACGAGGAUUCAUGAAGAAACGUCAACUGUAGCGAUGAGCGAUAUUUUCAAAUACAUUGAAAAUAGUUUCAAAAAUGAUAGUUGA